This is a messenger RNA of Paramisgurnus dabryanus, 1883 nucleotides long. RefSeq names its product glucocorticoid modulatory element binding protein 2 (gene gmeb2). Gene Ontology annotation, biological process: regulation of transcription by RNA polymerase II. Gene Ontology annotation, molecular function: RNA polymerase II cis-regulatory region sequence-specific DNA binding. The record is from RefSeq and is a predicted model, not a curated record. NCBI's taxonomy places the organism in Eukaryota, Metazoa, Chordata, Actinopteri, Cypriniformes, Cobitidae. Gene Ontology annotation, cellular component: nucleus.
AUGGCUUCGACCUCCGAGGUGAACGUCCACAUGGAGGAAGUGGUGGUCGUCACAACCCCUGACACCGCUGGUCAGACCUCUUCAACAGAUGAGGAGAAAAAUAUACUGGUGGCUACAGACCUGGAACAGUCUGGGGAACACAUUGUGGAGGAGUCUUUGGAUUCAGAGGCUGAGUCUAGCAACAACAUAUCGCUGCCCAAGGACGUCUUGGAAACAAUAAAUGUGGUGAAAGUCUCUGAAGAUACAGACGUAGACGCAGAUAUUCUUUACCCGAUAACCUGUGGGGAUGCCAAAGCCAAUCUCAUAUGGAGGAAGUUUGUAUGUCCUGGCAUCAACAUCAAAUGUGUGCAGUUAAAUGAGCAUCUCCUCACUCCAAAGGAGUUUGUGUAUCUGGCUGGCAAGUCAACACUGAAGGACUGGAAAAGAGCCAUUCGCCUCAAUGGGGCCAUGUUGAGGAAGAUUAUGGAUUCGGGUGAUCUUGACUUCUAUCAACACUCCAGACUGUGUUCAAACACGUGUCGCAGUACCAAAAUUGACAUGGUGGGAUCACGAGCAUCAGUCAGCAGCCAGCAGUCCACAGAGACCGCCCCACCAACCCCUGCUUCAGUCGAUGUGAAUGGAUCCUCAGUAACAUUUUCCAACGACGCCAGUGAGGAUACCACAGAAUGGGUCACGGCUUUAGGAGAGGACACCAUGAUGUUCUGGAGAGGGCUGAAGGAUGCUGGGUUAUUGGAGGAAGUCAUGGAGAACCUACAGAAUGAUAUCCAGGAGAUCUUCAAAAGCCUGGAGGAAAGUAUCCAAGAGCCUCCUCUCCAGGUUAAAGAUGCCGCUUUGCUCAACAAUAUAGUUCAGAACUUUGGCAUGUUGGAUUUGGUGAAGAAAGUUCUUGCCAGUCACAAAAGCCAGAUGGACCGCUGCAGAGAGCAGUACACGCGCAGUUUAGUGGCCCUAGAACAGCAGUGUGACGAGCAUCGCAAGCGUGCCAAAGAACUAAAGAGCAAAUCGCAACACCUCAACAGCGUCCUCAUGACAUUGACCCCCGUAACUUCACCCCCCUCAUCCAAGCGCCCCCGUCUGACCCGUGCCGUCUCAGGUCCCGCCACCGUGGCCCCCACAACCACCCAGCCCAUUACACAGCAUUUCACACUGCCCAUCACUCAGCUCGCCGGCAUCCCAUUGGACAAAGUGCUGUCGGGCCCGGCUCAGUCUCCCCUGAUUGGCGGAUAUACGGUGUUGACGUCCCCCGGUGGAGCCGAACUUCAGCCCGAUGGAUCUAAUGUAACGGUACCAGAGGGGUCACAAAGACCCACUCUCGUCAAAGUAGUCAGUCCGCUUCAGCUGGUCACAUUGCCCACGGUGGGAACUGGAGCCACAGUGCAGAAUCUGACAGCACCAGUAGGGGGAGCCACAGGCCAUACUGUAGUAGCAAUGCCUGUUACCACAGUUAGUACUACGAAUACUGCCACUAUCACUGAAUUUGAACCACAGGCAGAACAAACUGCAGAACAGAGCGAUAACCAGAAGGAGAACGAGUAAAUAUUGUCCUGCAAAGUUAUGUUACGCAAAGCCACCAGCUUUUAGCACUUGUUUUUUGAGAUUGAUGCACAUGCUCUGUCAGGGAGAAAUUUUCACUUUUGCAAAACAACUGGCAUGAUAUUAUAUGAAGUGAAACUCUAUUGUUGCAUUGCAUUUGAUUUAUUAAUAAUUGCAGUUUAACUGCUGUGUAAUGAAACUCAGGCAGAGUUUCUGAAAAGCAGCACUGAAGUUAUUCAAAUGUUUAUGAUUGUAUUGCUUGACCGCUUUCUUUAUCGUUUGUAUUUGCAAUGUAAACUCCUUUGGAUGUAAAUCUCACUCUAUUUAUACUAAAAGGAAGUGUUGUAACA